Chanos chanos (milkfish) is the source of this 597-nucleotide messenger RNA. Its product is annotated as homeobox protein goosecoid-2. Gene Ontology annotation, biological process: regulation of transcription by RNA polymerase II. Gene Ontology annotation, molecular function: RNA polymerase II cis-regulatory region sequence-specific DNA binding; DNA-binding transcription factor activity, RNA polymerase II-specific. Gene Ontology annotation, cellular component: nucleus. Bases 1 to 597 code for a protein of 198 amino acids. The record is from RefSeq and is a predicted model, not a curated record. NCBI's taxonomy places the organism in Eukaryota, Metazoa, Chordata, Actinopteri, Gonorynchiformes, Chanidae. The transcript is spliced from 3 exons.
AUGGACGGGCACACUGCGACGGGGAGAAGAAAGUUCUCUUUCACCAUAGACAGCAUCUUGAGCAGAGCUUCUGAGAGAGGAGACAAGACCAAGCUAUUGAAUGAAGUUUCUCCUUCGCGCGGUUCGCCGGUGUCUCCCCUGGAGCAGCCGAGAUCGGAGAUGGUCACCAACCGCAGAGACCCUGGUCAGUGUGCUUUUCUCUGCUGCUGCUGUUGCACCCACUGUGGGGAGAUGCUGCAGGCUGACUACCUUCCAACAACCCCCUGUCGGUUUGCGUGGAGCACCAGGCUGCUGACGGAGGCAUGCUUGACAGGCGAGGCUCACGGCGGAGAGAGGUUUGGUCAGAUUCAAAGACGAAUCCGUCGUCAUCGCACGAUAUUCACAGAGGAGCAACUGGACGCCCUGGAGGAGCUGUUUCUGCAGAACCAGUACCCGGACAUCCACACACGGGAACAGCUGGCAGAGAGAACGCACCUCAGAGAAGAGAGAGUGGAGGUCUGGUUUAAAAACCGCAGAGCAAAGUGGAGAAGACAAAGAAGACUCCCGUUCAGUCUACGAGACAAUGAUGAAUGGAAAAAUCUUCACAGCAGUGACUGA